Messenger RNA from Patiria miniata (bat star), 2682 nucleotides. RefSeq names its product dynein light chain Tctex-type protein 2B-like. Gene Ontology annotation, molecular function: dynein intermediate chain binding. Gene Ontology annotation, biological process: microtubule-based movement. The transcript has a single exon. The coding region runs from base 985 to 1620 and encodes 211 amino acids. The record is from RefSeq and is a predicted model, not a curated record. Gene Ontology annotation, cellular component: cytoplasm; cytoplasmic dynein complex. Lineage: Eukaryota; Metazoa; Echinodermata; Asteroidea; Valvatida; Asterinidae.
AAAAAUAAACCACACACCCUGUUGCUAUUUAUCGUAACUAGGCGAGGCUUGUCAUCUAUAAAACCAAAUUGCAGGGGAAUCCUUUUGUGAUUCCGCGUUGUCCUUGCGACGUGGAUUAGGUCCCCUACAAAAGGCCGUAGAAUUCCCCCCGCGGCGACGUACAAUUCAUGGAGAGUUGUUAUAGUUAGUCGCCCAAUUGCGAGCACUCUAAAUCGGUGUAAUUCUUUCUGCAAACACAUCUUUACACGCACUUCAGUGGACUAGACUGUACAUGUGAGGGACAACUCGAAAGUCUUAUUCUUGCUCCCAGACUCGAAGCAAGAAAACUGGAUUUAUGGUAUCAAGUGGAUAAGUGUUUCGACGGUCAAAAUCCUUUUGAACCGGACAAAAAGCUGAUCUGCCUAACGGAAAUCUGUGCUGGUUGUAUUGUGCGGAUUACAUCAGACCACAUCGCCACUCACCAGCAACAUAACUGAAGACUGGCAGGGGGUUUCUGCACGGGAUUGACUCACACAAUGCCCUCAUCGCGGCCAUUCUUCAUCUUCACCGAUUUUCCAAACGACAACAAAAGCCUGAGAAGAGUCCGCCCUAUUUUUCUGAUUGAAAAGGUGGUAUAAAAGCUGACUUAAUCUCGACUGGUGGAUUUUAUUAAAGUGUUUGUCGCCUUAGUCACCGCAGGUGAAUACAGAUCUUGCUGACCCGCAUGAGUGAUGCUCAACUAGUACCGAGACCAAAUUGAGACUGGGUUCGGUUGGACAAAAUAACGGGGGCACUACAUACACGGCACGUUGCGUGGCUGUGCAGAGUUGGAUAUUUAGAUCAUGUUGUGAUCCGUUUCAUACCGAGAGAAAAAAAAGGAGAUUACAAUAUGAAGGAUUGAAAACAAUCAAGGCAUCAAGCAGUAAACCAGACACUUUUGUGUUUCAAGCAGAAGUGAAUCAACUGAAGUGAGUCACCUGUGGAAAGUCUUGGGGUCCGAAUUUAAUGGAUAGCAACCAACGGAAGAUGCCGAACAUUGCCGAGACAACACCGAGAGGCAGCCUGUCCCCGGUCCCGCGCGUCGUACAGCCCGGACAACAACCAGCCAGCAACAAGGGUUUACUCCCCGGCUACAACGGCACCAACAACCGGGGCGGCAUGAUGAUGGCACCCGGUGUUUCAGUCACUCGCAAGUACUCCCUGGCCCCGUCAAGCAUCGCCCCAAGUACGCGGAAAAACAGCUCCAGUGCGGCAACGACCCGCGACGGCGGCGGUGGCAUCCAGGUCGAGAACACCUUCCAAUUGGAGCCGCGCCAGGACGGUCACUUCAACGCGUCCCGCGUGGAGAAGAUCCUUGACUCCCUGAUGGAGUCCAUGCUUGACUCGGUGGAGUACGACCCCCAGACCGCCCCUGAACUCGCACGGGCCCUCACCGAGGACGUCAAGACCAGAGUGAAACUUCUGAAGUACAACAGGCAUAAGAUCGUGGUGCAUGUCAUUCUUGGUUCGCUGCAAGGACAGGGGAUGCAGACGGUCAGCCGGAGUGUUUGGGAUCAUCAUUUCGAUAACUACGCUUCGGCCUGCUACCAGAACCAGACGCUGUUUGCUGUGGCAAUGGUCCACGCUACGUAUUUUGAAUGAUACAUAUUGUGGGAGUGGACAUCUAUACUAUAGGGAAAUCUUGUAGUGCUUUGUAGGCCUAAUAGAUCCCAGUUCUGUUUUCUUGAAACUAAAAUGGCUCUAAAGACAUCUUAACCGAUGAAAACUUGCAAAUGAACUGAUGUUCCAUUGGUUGAGGAAAAGCAUCCAUGCCGUGUCCAUUCACAAAGCUAACCCUGUAGUGCCUUACCAUGGAGUCUGAGGUGGGAAAUGCUCUGAUGAUGCAGUGAUCAUAGGUGAAAUACUGUCUCAUGCGGAUACAACCAUGGUAGAAUGUUUCGCAACCUUUACACUUAAAGUCAACUACGUAAUAUAAUGUCUUGUGAGUUUAUUUUGUAAUUACAAACAGCAGUCAUCCAGCAGCUUUACCUUACAAAGCUACAACGUGACUGGAUUCAAAUGAUUAAUUGGUCUCGUUGAUUUGUUUGUUUGGUUGUGUUUUAAAACAUACGACUUGGCCAACCGAACAACACCAUUGCAAACCUCAAGCGGGAUGUCUUCUACGAAAACUUCAGAUAUAGAGAUAAACUAUACAGUGUAUGUGAUGUGAUGUACAUGCAUGGCAGGUUCCCGAAUUGUAAACGUAUUCGUAUCGGGUAAAAGUUAAAUCUGUGAAUAAAGUGCCGGCAUGCAUGAUUAUAACAAACAAGUUUAACCGAGUAUUAAAUGUGUACACAUAUUGUGUUUGCUGUUUUGGCAACCAAAGAGAAACCGACUCACGUUUAAUAAAACUAGAAAGUACUCGGAGAGCACACACCUCCACCAAGGCAGACACUCACACAGCCUUGCAUAUCCAUUGGACUUCCAUGUUUUAUUGCACAUUUAAAACAUCUUUAAACUCAAACAUUUUGUAUGUGUGUGUGCCGGUGUUGGUCUAUUUUUCCACUCCCACCUUCUAAAAAUGGUAUAGUCCAUUGACCUGUGUGGCUAGAUUAGGUGGGUGACGAGGCAUACAGGGUCACCCGGUCAGUGCGCAUGCCACACACAUGAACCUGUGCAUAUAGAGCGAUCUGGGGAAAGUUUGACAUGCAUCUACGUGAACAA